This is a messenger RNA of Phragmites australis (common reed), 1690 nucleotides long. RefSeq names its product protein BYPASS1-LIKE-like. The transcript has a single exon. The record is from RefSeq and is a predicted model, not a curated record. Bases 161 to 1420 code for a protein of 419 amino acids. NCBI's taxonomy places the organism in Eukaryota, Viridiplantae, Streptophyta, Magnoliopsida, Poales, Poaceae.
UUUCCAUUUCGCUUGGCGUCCCCCAUCCGCACCCCAAGGAGAGAGAGAGAGAGAGGAAGAGGAAGAGGAAGAGGAACCCAACCCAACCCUCCGAUUCCCCUCCGGCCAACCCUAGCAGGCAGGCAGGCAGAGGCAGACCAGUAGGAGCAUUCGAGCCACAAUGCCGGCCACCGAUUCCUCGUCGGCGGCCGCUCCGCUCACCUCCAUCGGCCGCUCUAUCCGUUCCCUCCGCCGCGACCAGAUCCCUUCCUUCCCGCCCCCCUCAACCGCCGACCCCACCCACCACGCCUCCUCCGACCUCGAGCCCGACGCCUUCCAGCGCCGCGCCGCCGACCUCCUCAGCGACCUUCUCGCCGCCGACCCCUCCUCCCCCGACCUCCUCUCCCUCGCCUGGACGCGCCGACUCCUCGACUCCUUCCUCCUCUGCCUAGAGGAGUUCCGUGCGCUCCUCUUCGCCUCCGGGGCCGCCGCCGCCGCGCGCCCGCCGCUCGACCGCCUCGUCGCCGACUUCUUCGAACGCGCCGUCAAGGCGCUCGACCUCUGCAACGCCGUCCGCGACGGACUCGACCUCGUUCGCCAGUGGCGCAAGCACCUCGCCAUCGCCGCCUCCGUCCUCGCCUCCUCGCCCGACCCCGCCGCGCCGCUCGGGGAGGCCCAGAUCCGCCGCGCCCGCAAGGCGCUCACCGACCUCACCAUCCUCAUGCUCGACGACAGGGACGGCGGCGGCGGGGUCGUGGGCCAGCGUAACCGCUCCUUCGGCCGCGGGAACAGAGACGCCCGUGCCCACGGCCAGGGCCACCACCGCCGGAGCAGCAGCGGCGGGAGCUCAGGCGCCGGGUCCAGCAACCAUCUCAGGUCCUUGUCGUGGAGCGUGUCCCGGGCGUGGUCCGCGGCACGGCAGCUGCAGGCAAUCGGGGGAGGCCUACCGGUGCCCCGACCUCAUGACAUCGCCGCCACUGGAGGCCUCGCUUCUGCAGUAUAUACCAUGAGUGCUGUGCUGUUUGUCGUGGCCUGGGCGCUUGUGGCUGCCAUCCCGUGCCAGGACCGCGGCCUCCAGGCGCACUUCUCAGUGCCCAGGAACUUCCCAUGGUCUGGCCCCGUCACAACGCUCUACGAGCGCAUUCUCGAGGAGUCCAAGAAGAAGGAGCGCAAGAACUCGUGCGGCCUGCUCAAGGAGAUCCACCAGAUUGAGCUCUGCUCCAGGCACCUCAUUGAGAUCACUGACGCUGCAGAGUUCCCCUUGCCCGAGGAGAAGGAUGCUGAGGUGCGGGAGGCCGCACAGGAGCUAGUGCAGGUGUGUGAAUCCCUCAAGGAUGGGCUCGACCCGCUUGAGCGGCAGGUCAGGGAGAUGUUCCACCGGAUUGUGCGUACCCGGACAGAAAUCCUUGAUUGCCUGAGUAGGCCGCAUGGCACUGAGUGACGAGAUAGGCGAGAGGAAAGGGGCAAUUGUUUGUUGUGACGCCGCUUACUUGAACAUCGUGUGAAAUGCAGCGGCUUCACUGAUUGAAAUGAGGUAGCUUUUCUCUGCAUGAGUUAGCAACUACAUAUACAUGUGUCUGCAUAGAGGCGGUGCCUUCUGAUAAAUUGGUUCCUUUAUUUUUUUGUUUGAUUUUUUCAUUGUAGCUUGUGAAUCCUUACUUGGGCAGUGCUUCGUACUAAUGGUAUAAUACUAUUUGUUUCAUUCUUCUCA